AUGAAUAAAUUGUUAGAAAAUUUCCAUAAAAUGCCAGUUAUCUCCACUGGCCAAGUUAAUGGGGUUGUGGGGAUUACAACUGAAGAUGAUUAUUCUUCUACAGAUGAGAGUGAGGAGGAAGAAGAGGAAUAUGAACAAGAAUAUGUAGCUGAGGAAAAGAAAAAAUAUGCAUCUUUUAAGGAGCCAAGCACUAUGUCAGAAGUGGAAGGGGUUGAUGGCAUUACUUUUAAGAAUAAUCCAUUACAUGUAUAUUCACAGUACAGCUUCAACACAACAUUUCGGAAAAAGGAGCUACCAAUUGAUGAUUUUAAAGACAAGAUUCUGUACCAUAUUGGUAUAUAUAACGUUGUUAUAAUUCAUGGACCUACAGGAUGUGGCAAAACAACCCAAGUACCUCAGUUCAUAUUAGAUUAUUGUCGCGACGAGGGGAAAUAUUGUAAUAUUGCCGUAACACAGCCCAGAAAAAUAGCUACAAUUAAUAUUGCUAAAAGAGUGUGUGAAGAAAGAGGUUGGGCAAUGGGCACAGUCUGUGGAUAUCAGUUUCCAACUUUCGAUAUAGAUAAACCAGAAAUUUCAGAAGGUCUCUGGAAAGUUUUUACUUGUCUGGUAUCAUUCAUCGAUCGAUUUGAUUUUAAAGAUAAAUAUACCAAUGAGCUUAUAAUCGGAAGUAUUUUGGUAUUUUUACCCGGUAUUUACGAGAUUGAGGAGGCUCAUAAAUAUCUUCGUGAAAAUUGUGAAACUCAUGCCAAGAAGCAGAAUACCAAUCGUAUAAAAUGGGAUAUAAUACCUCUACAUUCCUCCCUACCCAAUGACGAACUUGCCAAAGCUUUCUUACCGACGAAAAAAGGAUACAGGAAAGAAAAUAUGGCGGCAACCAGUAUACCAGACAUAUUAAGAGCCCCAUUAGAACGAGUAGUUUUACAAGCAAAAAUGUUGGAAUUAAAUGAUACUCCUCAACAAAUCUUGUCAUUAGCUCUGAGUCCACCCAAUCUGAAGAAUAUUAGAAUGACAAUUCUUAGUCUUAAAGAGGCAGGUGCUUUGUUACAAACUUGCCGAAAUGAAUACAAAGUAGCCGAUGGUGACCUUACAUUCUUAGGACAUGUUAUGGCAUCUUUGCCAGUAGAUAUAAACCUAUCCAAACUAAUAGUCCUCGGACAUCUAUUCAACUGUUUACAGGAAGCUAUUAUAAUGGAGCAUGCCAAAAUGGAUGAUUUAAUAUCGACUGAUAUUGCUAGGGCCUUAACAAUGGCCGAAAAUGUUCGAAUGCACAGGGAAGUUGCUGCAAUGUUUGGUAAUUCACCAUCAACUAUCCACCGUUGUAUAAGUCGUUGGAGACAAACUGAGGAGUAUGUAUGA
Diabrotica balteata is the source of this 1356-nucleotide messenger RNA. The record is from the annotation of a GenBank genome assembly. NCBI's taxonomy places the organism in Eukaryota, Metazoa, Arthropoda, Insecta, Coleoptera, Chrysomelidae.